AUGUCAAGUAAAAGAGCAAAGACAAAGACCACAAAGAAGCGCCCUCAGCAUGCAACAUCCAAUGUGUUUGCCAUGUUUGAUCAAUCCCAAAUUCAGGAGUUUAAGGAGGCUUUCAACAUGAUUGAUCAGAACCGUGACGGCUUUAUUGAUAAAGAAGAUCUGCACGACAUGCUUGCUUCUCUUGGUAAGAACCCUACAGACGAGUACCUAGAGGCUAUGAUGAAUGAAGCUCCUGGACCUAUUAACUUUACCAUGUAAAGGUGAGAAGCUGAAUGGUACAGACCCUGAAGAUGUCAUCAGGAAUGCAUUUGCAUGUUUUGAUGAAGAAGGAACAGGCUUCAUUCAAGAGGAGAACCUCAGAGAGCUGCUGACUACUAUGGGUGACCGAUUCACAGAUGAGGAAGUGGAUGAGCUUUUCAGAGAGGCGCCAAUCGACAAGAAGGGAAAUUUCAACUACAUUGAGUUUACAUGUAUCCUAAAACAUGGCGCUAAAGACAAAGAUGACUAA
Messenger RNA from Pelobates cultripes (western spadefoot toad), 508 nucleotides. The record is from the annotation of a GenBank genome assembly. NCBI's taxonomy places the organism in Eukaryota, Metazoa, Chordata, Amphibia, Anura, Pelobatidae.